Molecule: messenger RNA, 807 nt
Organism: Trifolium pratense (red clover)
Lineage: Eukaryota; Viridiplantae; Streptophyta; Magnoliopsida; Fabales; Fabaceae
Product: protein yippee-like At5g53940
Exons: 5
Coding region: 139-528 (129 amino acids)
Cellular component (GO): ubiquitin ligase complex
Source: RefSeq, a predicted model, not a curated record
UCUCAUUUCACCUGCUGGUCUCUAUUGUUUGCCAUUACCAUUAGAUUAUUAGAUUACUGUUAAAAUCUAUCCAUUUUCUUCAUUCCAUCAAUAUCUGAAUUCUUAAUCUUCAAUUCCUUUUGAACUGUGACAAACAAAAUGGGAAGAAUCUUUGUUGUGGAGCUGGAGGGUAGGUCCUAUAGAUGCAAAUUCUGCAAAACUCACUUGGCCCUUGCUGAUGAUCUCAUCUCUAGGUCGUUUCAUUGCCGGAGGGGAAAAGCAUACCUAUUCACUAAUGCUGUGAACACCACAAUUGGAACACCAGAAGAAAGGGUGAUGCUUUCAGGAUUGCAUACUGUGGCCGAUAUCUUUUGCUGUUGCUGUGGUCAAAUAGUUGGCUGGAAAUAUGAAUCUGCACAUGAGAAGAGUCAGAAGUAUAAGGAAGGGAAGUUUGUUCUUGAAAGAGGAAGGAUUGUUGAUGAUGUUGAUUUCUCAACUGAAUUCUUUAUUGAUAGUCAUGCCAACAUGAGUGAUGGCGAAGAUGCUUAGCAUCUUGAAAACUUAUAGUGGAUGUGGAUGGACUUGUUGGAUCAUGAGAAAGGAUAUUUCACUGCUUCUGUAUAUGAAUAGCAAUAAUAAUGGCGACCCGAGAAAAUGUCCUUUAGAAAGAACUUGUUUAGAAUGCUUUUGUUUAUAUGACAGAAGCGAAAACUCAGUGGUGUGUAAAUUAUACAAAAUCUCUUUAGAAAGAAAGAACUUGUUUAGAAUGAGAUUCAUAUUUCAAUGCUCCAAGAAACACUAAUAAACUAUCCACCUUUGCUUCCAAAA